This is a messenger RNA of Hepatospora eriocheir, 1785 nucleotides long. NCBI's taxonomy places the organism in Eukaryota, Fungi, Microsporidia, Hepatosporidae. The record is from the annotation of a GenBank genome assembly.
AUGAAAACUCAAACAAAAAAGAAUAAAGAAUGGUAUUUAUUUAGAAAGACUGUUUCAUAUUCAGAAGUUACCUGCAUUACGUCAUUUAACAGUUAUUUGGUUGUGUUUAGAAAAAACAAGAUAUGUGAGUUUAUUGAUACAGAACUAAAUUCAGUUAUUAAAAGAUAUUUUAUUGGAAAGGAAGUACUACAAAGUUAUCAACAGAAUGAUAAGUUAGUUUGUAGAACGGUAAAUAAUAGUGUUUUUAAUUUAAGUUUUGAUUUAAAUUCAAUAAGUUGUGUAAUAAUCGAUGAAUAUAAAGACGAACAUAAUGAAGUUAUUCUAGUUACGUUAAUAUCACAUUACAAUUCUAAUUCUUCUAUUAAAAUCAAUUAUUUCGUUAAUAACAAGAAUAUUAUAAGAUUUGAUAAUAAUGAAGUUGUUUAUAGAAGUUUAGAAGUAAUUAAUUUUAUUAAAAUUACAGAAGAUUGUAUUUUCAUAGGAACAGAACUUAAUUCUCUUAAAGUAUUUACAUCUAAUUUAGAGAUAAUAUCAGAAUGUGUUUUAGAUGGUAAAAUUACAUCAAUUAAUUGUUAUAAUAAAGGGGUGAUUAUAUCACUUGAAAAUGGUAUGCUCUUAAAUUAUGAUUAUCUUAAUGAUAUUGUUUUAAAUUCAACUACAGUAAGAAAUACUUCUAUUAUUUGUUUGAUUUCUAAUGAAUUUAUUUAUUGUAGUGGUAAAGAUUCUAGGAUUAUAGUUUAUUCUUUAAAUGAUUUGAGUAAGAUUUCUCAAACUACCGUACAUACAUCUGAAGUAAACUCACUUUAUAAUUUAAAUGGAAAUAUCUAUACUGGUGGUUUAGAUUCAUUUAUUGCAAAAAAUAUUUUUAUUAAUCAAUCAUUUAAACAUCUUAAAAUUUAUGAAUCAAGUUGUUUUACUGGAACAUUUGAUUUAAAUAAUGAAGAGUAUUUCUAUAUUUUGAAUGGUGAUAAUUUGUGUGUAUAUAAGUAUGAUGGUGAAACUAUUAAUAUACAAAAUGAUAUUGUUCAUGAGGAUGGUAUAGUUGAAAAUAAUACAAAGAUUGAUUGGGAUAAGCCUGUAGAAAAAUUGAUAUGUCAAAAAAGUUUAUCAGAAGAUUUUAUCAAUGAUGUGUUGUUCUAUAAGGAAUAUUUUAUUUAUACGAAUAAAAAACAAACUAUUGUUUAUAAGAUUGAUAAUAAUUUUGAUUUUGACAUUUUGACAAUAAUAGAUGAAAAUAUUAUUUCAAUGAAUAUCAAAGAAAAUAAUUUUUUUUAUUUAACUAAUAAAUGUUUAAAAAUGAUGGAUUUGAAAACAUUAGAGAAGUUAGAGUAUUCUUUGGAAAUUAACACACCUUUUAUUGACUAUAAAAUUUUAAUAAACAACUCAUUUAUUUUUAUAAAUGGGAUAAAUUACCUAUUAAAAUUAGAAAAUAACUUAUUUAAAGAAAUUAUUGAUUUUCCUAAUAAGAUAAAUGAUUGUUUAAUGAUUGGUGAUUCAAUUAUUAUUUUAUAUGAUAAUAAAAUUGAAAGAAUAUUUUUGGAAACAAAAGAAAGAAACGUUAAAAAUAUUGAUUUACCUGUAAAGUAUCUAUAUAAUGAUAUUUAUGGAUAUGAUACUAAAUUUGUAUGUAAUUUAGAAAAUAAUAAGAUGUAUAGACUAGAACCUGUUAUUCAUGGAAUCUAUAAUUAUAAGAAUUCAUUUAUUAUAAUUCAAUCGUUUUGGGAGGAUGUUAAAAGGUGUUGUUUUGAACCAGGAAUCUUCAGAGAAAAGUAUUCAAAUAAAUAA